Aplysia californica (California sea hare) is the source of this 2211-nucleotide messenger RNA. RefSeq names its product epidermal growth factor receptor substrate 15-like 1. Gene Ontology annotation, cellular component: plasma membrane; clathrin coat of coated pit; cytoplasm. Gene Ontology annotation, molecular function: calcium ion binding; protein binding. NCBI's taxonomy places the organism in Eukaryota, Metazoa, Mollusca, Gastropoda, Aplysiida, Aplysiidae. Gene Ontology annotation, biological process: endocytosis; endosomal transport. The record is from RefSeq and is a predicted model, not a curated record.
GGCCAAAUUUAGGUCCCUUUUUUCAACACAUAAUAUUAUUCUGCAGGGUUGAAGAAAGAAACGGCGGAAGAGACACACCCCCUCCAAUGAUAAUAAUUACGACAGUUUUCAACCAAUUGCCUUUCGAAGAAAUCUUGAGUGCGGCACAGUCUGCUAAAAGAUGGCGGCGUUUCCACCUUUGCCACAGAUUGUUGGCAAGCAUGGCGGAAUUUAUGAGGCCUACUACUUGCAGGCAGACCCUUUAGGCACAGGAAGUAUUGGAGCUCUGGAUGCAGCAAAUUUUCUGAAGAAAUCAAAGUUAAAUGACACAACUUUAUCACAGAUAUGGGACCUUUCAGACCCAAUGGGCAAAGGGUACCUGGAGAAGACUGGUUUCUUUGUGGCCCUGAAGCUGAUCUCUUUGGUGCAAAGCUCUCAGGACAUGAACGUUUCCAAGCUCAGUUUGGAGACUCCAGCUCCAGAUUUGGGUCCAGUGGAGCCAGUGGAACCAGCCACACAGUCAGCAGCUUCAUCGAACGUUCCUUGGGACAUCACUGGGUCUGUGCGACAGCCAGAGUGCAGGCAAGCUGACCACAGACCAGUUUGCCCUGGCCAUGCACUUGAUCCAGCAGAAACUCCAGGGCUCCGACCCACCGUCCCAGCUGACCCCCGAGAUGGUGCCACCCUCCAUGAGGGCAGUCGCUGACCCGGGGGCUUUUGGCGUCAGGGAUGGAACAAAUGCCGGACCUUAUAGCCAUGUGGCAGAUUUCUCUGCCAUCAAGGAUUUGGAUCAGCUGAGCAAAGAAAUUGAAGACAUUAAGAAGGAGAAGUUGCAGCUGGAGCGAGACAAGGCCCAGCAAGAGGCGGACAUCAAGCUGCGGCACAGUGAGGUGCAGAUGCUGCAGAAGGAGCUGGACGGCCUCAACAACACGCUCAGCCAGCUGGACACCCAGAAGAAGGAGGCGCAGAAACGUCUGGACGAGCUUAAUGACAAGCGCUCAAACCUAGAGAGAAAUGUACAGGAGCUGAGGCAGGAGACAGACAAGGAGCAGAUGGAGGUGAACAAAAUGAAAUCUCUGCUCAGUAAUCGAGAGCAAAUCAUCAAGGAUCAAGAGCAGGAGCUGGAGAAGCUGCGGCGGGAGUUGACCGGUCUGCGGGACGAGGAAUCGAAACUGGAGCAGACGGCGGACAGCAGCAAGCAGCAGCUGGAGCAGCUGGCAAAGUCGCAGGCGGGCAUCAGUCAAGAAAUCAACACGACCAGGAAAAAGUUGGAGCAGCUACAGGAGCAGUACCGUAGCAUCGAUCCGACCAUGACCCCCUUCAGUAACGGUGACUCCAGCGUUGAAGCUGUCAGCAACAAGGCUACGUUUGCCAGCCCCAUGAGUACUGUGGGCAGCUUCGGUUUGGGCUCCAACGUGGACGACUUCAAAGAAGAUCCGUUCAAAGGUGCUGACCCCUUUGCCGGGGCUGCUGUGGUCUCUGCCGGCCAGGACGAUCCAUUCCAAAACGACGAUCCAUUCCGAGACAGUGAUCCCUUCAAGUCUGCCGACCCAUUUGGGUCCGAGGAUCCUUUCAAAGACGCAUUUGGCAAUUCCAGUUCCACAAACAAGUCGGACCCUUUCGGCAACCUUGACCCCUUUGGGAGCUCUUCUGGUCAAGCGUCCAGUGACGGUUUCGAUGCAUUUGGCUCUGCAUGGCCAACCACUCAAAGUUCCUCUAAGUCUAGUCAAAAGCAGAUAUCCUCAAGUUCUGGUGCAGAUCCCUUUGGAAGCCCUAGCAAGCCCAGCCUACCUGCCAAACAGAAAAAAGCUCCACCCCCUCGGCCCGCCCCUCCCAAAUCAAAAAGCCCAACGCCUUUCACAUCAUCAUCAUCGCCGGCACCAGCAUCAAAACCAAAAGUUGAUCCAUUCGGAGGCUUUGGCUCGGAUCCUUUCGGGGGCAACGAUCCUUUUGCAGGGUCAGGGGCCACGACCAACACUGGCAACAAUGCAGCCGAUCCUUUUGCCAAUUUUGCUGAUUUUAGUCCGGGAAAGUUUUCUGAGGAGGAUGACAGUGCCUGGGGCGGGGGCGGGGGACCCAGCACCAUCACGGUGAAGGACAGCGGCGGCCCGGCCCGGCCUCAGCCUGCCAAGAGGACAAUCAACCUGAACAACACCAGUGCCAGCAGGACCUACGACGACUCGGAGGCUUAGGCGCAAGGGAGAGAAUGUCAGGGACAGAACGUCAGGGGUG